Molecule: messenger RNA, 910 nt
Organism: Dermochelys coriacea (leatherback sea turtle)
Lineage: Eukaryota; Metazoa; Chordata; Testudines; Dermochelyidae
Gene: NHP2
Product: NHP2 ribonucleoprotein
Exons: 4
Coding region: 76-534 (152 amino acids)
Biological process (GO): snRNA pseudouridine synthesis; rRNA pseudouridine synthesis
Cellular component (GO): box H/ACA snoRNP complex; nucleolus
Molecular function (GO): box H/ACA snoRNA binding
Source: RefSeq, a predicted model, not a curated record
UAUCCAGGGCCUUCCCAGCGCGCUCUGCGCGCGUGCGGAAGUGGAGCCCGGCUGCGGGCCACGUGUCUGACGAUCAUGGCUCGGGAGAAGUCGCUGGAGCCGGAGGCGGCGCCGGAGCCCGAAGUGGCGCCGGAGCGAUCGUACCAAGAGCUGCUUGGGAACCUGAACCCGAUCGCGCGGCCGCUGGCCUCCCGCAAGCUCACCCGCAAGCUCUACAAGUGCAUCAAGAAAGCGGCGAAACACAAGCAGAUUCGGCGGGGAGUAAAGGAAGUUCAGAAAUUCAUCAACAAGGGUGAGAAAGGGAUCAUAGUCCUUGCUGGAGACACGCUGCCCAUUGAAGUUUAUUGCCACAUCCCUGUCAUGUGUGAAGACAGGUCCCUCCCCUACGCUUACAUCCCCUCCAAGUCGGAUCUGGGAGCAGCUGGAGGCUCAAAGCGCCCAACCUGUGUGAUAAUGAUCAAGCCACAUGAGGAGUACCAGGAAGCAUAUAAGGAGUGUUGGGAGGAGGUUGUGUCUCUUCCUGUCCCCCUGUGAAGGACAUGGGGAGUACCUGCUCUGGAGCUUCUGGACGGCUGGGCCUACAGUGCCCCAGCAACAUUUGGUGGCCUCCGAGGACUUUACAAAAUGAAACGUGAGCUGGUCCUGCAGCUACUUGCUGGGCGCUCAGUGUGCAGGAGAGGGGGCUGCAUGGACCCUGGGCUUUUUACCUUUAACCAAAAAAAAAACCUGUUCUGUAAUUAUUAAGUAGCGCUGCUGAGGAUAGGGCAGAUGGUGACAGACCUUCCCCUUGAAGGGAGUGGGACAGCAGGCUUACUGGACAGGCUAGCAUUCCUGUGGAGGAAGAGUCCAAGCCAUGAGCAGCAAGUCAGACCUGUUCUGUGGUGGAUGAAAUAAAUGUAUUUGUAUACCU